AUGGAGCAGGCUGGUCCAACAUUCAUAAAGUUAGGACAAUGGGCCGCGUCUCGAACAGACAUUUUUCCCACCGAGAUGUGUGAAAUGAUGUCGAAACUACACUCUAAUGCUCGUCCCCACUCACUACAUGAAACAAAGAGAAUCAUAAGUCAUGCUUUCGGCGGCAGGCCCUUUGAAGAUAUAUUCGAAGAGUUUGACGAAACUCCUCUGGGAAUAGGAGCCAUAGCCCAGGUUUAUAAAGCGAAACUAAAACCUGACUUCAUUCCGUAUUUAGACGAUUCAGUGGAAGACAAAGGGAAAUAUCGUAGAACUAUAGGCUGUUUUUCAGGAUUGCCACUACCACACGAAGUUCCUUCCUCUUACGUAGCUAUCAAAGUUCUUCAUCCUCGAGUGGAGAAGACUGUUCUCCGGGAUUUAAGGAUUAUGGCUUUCUUUGCAGCAUUGUUGCACUCUGUCCCUACCCUCGAAUGGCUGUCCUUCCCAGAGGAGGUUGCACAAUUCAGCGGAAUGAUGCGACUGCAGAUGGAUUUACGAAUCGAGGCUGCCAAUCUCUCGAGAUUUCGAUCGAAUUUCAGAGACAGAGCUACAAUCAUAUUCCCAAUGCCAUAUAGUCAUUACACCACCGAGAGGUACUGA
Morchella importuna is the source of this 636-nucleotide messenger RNA. RefSeq lists its product as uncharacterized. The record is from RefSeq and is a predicted model, not a curated record. The coding region runs from base 1 to 636 and encodes 211 amino acids. The transcript has 2 exons. Gene Ontology annotation, cellular component: mitochondrion. NCBI's taxonomy places the organism in Eukaryota, Fungi, Ascomycota, Pezizomycetes, Pezizales, Morchellaceae.